AUGUCCCAAAAAGAGAAAACUGCUCCCAACCCAACCUCAAAGGCUGAGACUUUUAAUAAUAAAAAAAACGACAAACAUGAGCUCGAGCUGGAUGAACUUGUAGGUAAACUAUCUAUCGAAGGUGCCUCGCAGGUAUCGCAAAAGCUAAGCAAGGAAGAGAAACAGGCUCAUCAGUUUGAGGCUGACUCUCGUUCCAUCUUUGUAGGCAACAUUACACCAAAUGUCACUCCAGAACAAAUAGAGGAGCAUUUCCAAGAGUGUGGUCUAAUAAAAAGGAUAACGCUUCUUUAUGACAGAAAUACAGGAACACCAAAAGGUUACGGCUAUAUUGAAUUCGAAAGUCCAGCAUUUAGAGAAAAGGCCCUUCAAUUGAAUGGGGCAGAACUCAAGGGUAAAAAAAUCGCUGUCUCCAGAAAAAGAACUAACAUUCCAGGAUAUAAUAGGCAUUACAACACACAAAACCAGUACUUUCAGCAAUGGCAAUGGAAUUAUCCUUUAAUGGCUUACCCUAAUCCUGAUUCUUUCCCUUAUUAUGCUCCCUACCCCCCAAACCAAUCUCCAAAUCAAAAUUUUGGAUACAAUAAGAGUGGUUACUAUAGAGGUCCUUACAAUAACAAGAACAGAACCCAUCAAAAAAAGUACUUUAACAAUUCAAAAGACUCUGCCAGAAAUUCUAGGUCUCCUUCCGAGAAAUCCGUUGUCAUGCCAUCACAUGAUGAUAAAAGUUGUGCCCAGGAUAAAGAUUCGUAA
Saccharomyces mikatae IFO 1815 is the source of this 750-nucleotide messenger RNA. It is a transcript of the gene SGN1, whose product is annotated as Sgn1p. The transcript has a single exon. NCBI's taxonomy places the organism in Eukaryota, Fungi, Ascomycota, Saccharomycetes, Saccharomycetales, Saccharomycetaceae. Gene Ontology annotation, molecular function: RNA binding. The coding region runs from base 1 to 750 and encodes 249 amino acids. The record is from RefSeq and is a predicted model, not a curated record.